Sebastes umbrosus (honeycomb rockfish) is the source of this 4311-nucleotide messenger RNA. It is a transcript of the gene prom1b, whose product is annotated as prominin 1 b. The transcript has 30 exons. Lineage: Eukaryota; Metazoa; Chordata; Actinopteri; Perciformes; Sebastidae. Bases 345 to 3062 code for a protein of 905 amino acids. Gene Ontology annotation, molecular function: cholesterol binding. The record is from RefSeq and is a predicted model, not a curated record. Gene Ontology annotation, cellular component: cell surface; cilium; apical plasma membrane.
CGAGCGUUCUUGGGGCUUUGCGUGCACGCGGGAUUAGGCUACUCGUCCGUCCGGUGAGAGUGAGGACAGGACACUGGGACAACCGGGAUAACGAGCACGAAGACCUCCGGGAACAUGUCUGCGUUGAGCCGUUACCGAGAAACCAGGAGUUAACGGCUGCUCUAACGGCUGCUCGAACCUCGACCGUUGGAUGUUAAGUUUGAAAGUUUUAACCGUUAGACGGUUUGUUAGUGAGCUGUUGGGAUAAACCACCAAGAGAGACAGACAGGUGUCCUCUCACGUCUCUGUCCUCUCUGACCGGGGCUCGGAGUUUUAACUCUUCUUUUAGUGGACUUGUCUGAGCCAUGUUGUGGAGCAGGUGGCUGGUCCUGCUGCUCUGCUGGGGGUCCACCAGCGGAGAGCAGCAGCAGCCGGAGGAGAGUGACUGGACCCCCCCGGUAGAGGCCCGGCUGGACUCCCGCAGACAGCGGUCCCCUCCACCGGUGGAGCCGUUGGAUUUUGGGUUUGUACCGGCGGCGGUUUAUGACACCCACGCUUACUACGAGCCAGGACCCAUAGGCAUCCUCUUCCACAUGGUCCACGCGUUUCUCUACGUUAUUCAACCGCACCCCUUCCCCAAAGAUCUGAUUGUUAAAGUUAUUCAACAAAACAUGGGAGGAAUCAAAAUAGAAGAAUGGAGAAAGCCCGAAAAUGUGGUCCUGUUACUACAGUGGAUCUACUACGAGGCCGGAUUCCUCAUAUGUGGGACCAUCGGCAUCACAUUCGUGAUCCUCGUCCCCAUCAUCGGCAUGUGUUUCUGUGUGUGUCGAUGCUGCGAGAACUGCGGAGGGGAGAUGCACCAGAGACAGAGAAAGAACGUCGACUGUCAGAGAGGUUUCUACACCGCCUCGCUCCUCGUCACCUCCAUCUUCAUCGUUCUGGGAGUACUCAUUGCCUAUGCUGCGAACCAUAAUGUCAGCGCCCAGAUUAAGAGCACACGGCGGUUAAUCAACACCAACAUGAGAGACCUGAAGACAUUUGCUAACAACACACCUGCGCAAAUUGACUACCUGACAGCCCAGUACACCACAGCAAAGAACAAAGUCCUGUCAGACCUCGACAACAUUGGACCGUUGCUGGGUGGAAGGAUCCACAGUCAGCUGGAGAAAGAGGUGGUUCCCUCACUGGACACCGCACUGCGAAUGGCAGGAGCCAUGCGGGAGACCAAAGAGGCCCUGGAGAACGCCAGCUCUUCCUUGGAGAUUCUCCAGGAGGGGACGGUGAAACUUCAAGCCAGCCUGUCGGGGGAACGCGCCUCUCUGACCAACACUUUAUCAGACCCUGCCUGCACUAAUGGAGCUGUGUCUCACACCUGUAACACCAUCCGCUCCACGCUGUCCGUGCUGGGAAUCAGCGCUGACUUCUCCAAGCUGCCAGAUGUCAGUCAUGCCUUGGCCAAUGUCCAUACCGUCCUGAGAACGGACCUCAGCAACAUCGUACAAAAGGGUUACUCAUCAUUUAAUGAUACACCAAAGCUGGUUAAAGAACAAACUAAAAACAUUGUCUCAGCUCUACCUCGAGUAAAAGGCAUGCUGGAUAAGAUUGGCACAGAGAUCAACAGCUUCUCCAGGAUGUUCCCAGUGGAACCUUCUCUGGUCAAUUUCACCAUUUUCCUCAGCGAAGGACAGAAAAACCUUGAGUCCUAUUACCCACAGGUUGACCAAAUAGAUUUCUACAGGUGGGUUGGCUGUGUGGGAGUGCUCUGCAUGGUCGUCCUGGUCCUGGCCUUCAACACCCUAGGACUGAUGUGUGGCACCUGUGGCUACGACAAGCAAGCUACACCAACAACACGCGGCUGCCUAUCAAACACCGGCGGCAACCUGCUAAUGGCUGGGGUGGGCUUCUCUUUCAUCUUCGUCUGGGUGCUGAUGGGCAUCGUGACCACCUUGUUUGUUGUUGGUGGCAACGUGGAGAAGAUUAUGUGUGAACCGCUCGCUAACAGACAACUAUUCAAGAUCAUAGACACACCAUACCUGGUUCAUCCCUCCAAGAAGAACUUCCUUCCUGGGAUGCUGUUUCAGAAUCCAAACAUUGACUUGACUCUGGGAAGCAUGUACAGGGACUGCUAUGAGAACAACGGUCUGUACCAUUCUCUGCAGCUGGAGACCAUGUUCAACAUCAACAACUUCCUCAACAGAACUGUGUACAACAAAGAUCUGGCCAAAGUGUUAGAGAGUGUGCAGGUGGACCUGCAGGACAUCACGCUGCUGGAGCAGGCCGGCAGAGACAACCUCAUCAACUUCGCCAACUCUGGAGUCGGACAGAUCGACUAUGAAACCUACUUGGCUGAGGUAAAUAAGGGAGUAACUCUGGUGGACCUCCUGUCCUUCUCUGCCGACCUGGAGGAUCAGGCCGACCAACUGCCACGUGGUGCUCUGGAGAACGCACUGAAGGGACACGCCAGCAGUAUCAGACAGAUUCACAGAGAACAGGUGGUUCCCAUGGAGCAAGCAAUGAAAUAUGUCAGAGCGCGGAGUACACUGAGCCAGAGCAUCAAGCAACUGCAGAGGAUGUCCAGCGACCUGCCGGUCAAGGUCACGAAUAUCCUGAGUGCCAUCGAUGCAGCAGAGUACCUCAUCAUUCAUAAUGCCUCUUAUGUGGUGAAACAGGAAACAAAGGGCUACAUACAGAGCUUGGUGGGAUACUUCAAACAGUACACAGACUGGGUUAAAAACUCGUUGACUGCAGAGGUGGCCCAGUGUAAACCCAUCAGUAACCUUGUGGACAGCAUGGAGAUAGUAGCAUGCAGCUUCAUAGUCGAUUCAGUGAACACAUUCUGGUUUGGUCUGGGAGGCUGCUGUAUCCUUCUGAUCCCCAGUAUCAUCUUCUCUAUCAAACUGGCCAAGUAUUACAGAAGGAUGGACACAGAGGACGUCUUUGAAGAUAUGGGUAAUACAGGUAAUCAUGGUGAACAAGUGUGCGAUAUCCACGGAGACCUCGCUGUGGUCAGUAGCUCUCCCUAUUGCGACACUCUGACCCGGUUCCCUCGGGCCUCUGCUCCCCCGAGCUACUCCGACUGGUGACCCAAAGGAACUCGUCGAUGAGCGGACAGGAGAGCUGGAACUGAUAUUUCCCUUGUGGAUCACUGGACUUUCCAGCUUUUCCAUUCAGAUCUUAUAACACUUCCAAGAACCAAAGGGAAGAACAACAACAACAACAAUCAGGAACUGUGUGGUGAGGGCGUCCCACCCCCCAGUAUCCCUUCAAGCCAUUUGACAAGGAUCUCUGAUGCCAGCCAACUGUAAUUUAUCAGUAAUAAGUGUUCUCUCAUACACAUCAGAACCAGUCACAGCAGUACCACAACAGUCCCUCUAGUGUGUCAUACUGUACAUCAACUAUCAGAGCAAUAUUCCCGCAUAGCUAGUUUUACCUGUAGAGAAUACAUUUGUUUUACGUUAUCAAUUUUAACAUGGUGACACAAGUGUACAUUUUUUACGCUUUCAAAACUUUUGAAAGUUUUAUAUAUUUUUGUUAAUGUUUGUUUUAUAACAUGUAAGUAGGUUUUUGUAGGAGUAGCUCUUUUCUUUUCUUUUCUUUGUCAAUAUUUGUAAUGUAGCUUGCAUCAUUUUGGCUCAACAGGUUGCAUCGACCAGGGAAUAGUUCGACAUUUUGGGAAAUACGCUUAUUUGCUUUCUCACUGAGAGUUAGACGAGAAGAUGCAACUCUCAUAUCUUUUUGUUAAAUACCAGUCUGUUAGCUUAGUUUUGCAUAAAGACAAAAACAAGUGUAGCAAGACUAAGAGUGUGUUCCAAUCCGCGUACUGCCGUACUAACACUUACUAUUUUGAGUGCACAAGUGCGUUCACACUGAAGUAUGGCAAAAUGCAGUACACUCGAAGUACCUGGAUGUUGUACUCAGAACAGUCAAAUUGUCUCAAUUGUCGCCAUCUUGGCUAUGUAGCGAAAGGGGAGGGACCACGACCACUAUUCAGAUAUGUGAUAAUGGCGGCAGACGAUGCAGGAGCUUUCGCGGUGCUGAACAACAUACCUCAUAGAUAAGUGAGGCGAAAAUAUUCUGGAUACUGGAGCUGCCAUCUUCAGAUUUUGAUGUCAUUUGUCAUCACAUCUGUGCAGUAGUGAUUGGAGGGCUGGAGCCGCAGUAUCGUGGUCACCAACCCGAACCAAUCGCAAGCCGAGCACGGCCUCAGCUUGUCAGCAAGAGAGACUCACAGCUGUCAAUUGUGACGUCUUUUUAUAGAAUCUAAUAACUAAUUAAAACCAAACUUGUCAGAACAAUUAACAUCAGCGUGAUAAGAACUAACUAAAAUGACAG